AUGGAAUACGCAAAAAGAAAGUUGAACCAGCCCACUCUUCCUUCAGCUGUCAAGUCGAGGCCCAGGCACCAGUUGACAUCCCCUAUUUUUAAGGCUGACACAAGAGGCCCGUCGUUCCUUCUUUGUUUGGCACCGGCUUCAGUCGUGAAUUAA
Molecule: messenger RNA, 153 nt
Organism: Pochonia chlamydosporia 170
Lineage: Eukaryota; Fungi; Ascomycota; Sordariomycetes; Hypocreales; Clavicipitaceae
Exons: 1
Coding region: 1-153 (50 amino acids)
Source: RefSeq, a predicted model, not a curated record